This is a messenger RNA of Perca flavescens (yellow perch), 1341 nucleotides long. Its product is annotated as dynein regulatory complex protein 11-like. The transcript has 11 exons. The record is from RefSeq and is a predicted model, not a curated record. NCBI's taxonomy places the organism in Eukaryota, Metazoa, Chordata, Actinopteri, Perciformes, Percidae. The annotation marks the transcript as partial.
CAUGAGUUGGGGGUCCUGUACCUGAGGUACCUGCAGAUCUUCCGGCGCCUGGAGGAUCUGUACGAGCAGCUGGUCCAGGUCCAGCGGCGCCGGGCGGUCCGGUUGGUUCUGGACGGGCUGGCUGGUCGGCUCCUGGAGAUCCGGACUCAGAUGGUGGACCUGCAGCUCUCCGAGUUCCACUACUUCGAUGAUCUGCUGCUGGACCUCAAGAUGACUCCGAAAGAUCUGGAGGUCCCGGUCCCUCGCUACUUCCUGAGAGAGAAGAAUCAGAAGAAGAAGAAGUUCUCCAACAUCCUGGAAAUACAGCGGACCAAUCACACGGCGCGCUGCGUGGCGCCGAUGAGCCUGGAGGAGGCGGUGCUUCUCCUGCAGGUGUCUGAGCGCGCUCGGCAGGGACGAAUCAGAGCCCAGUACGUGAAGGAGCUCGUCCAAUCAGAGAAGGGCGUCCACAGACACACCUGGAAACACCCAAAACUGACCCCCAUCAGGCCUCCGUCACCAUCCAGAAGGUGUGUAUUUAUGGUGUGGAGAGGGUACCGUCAGAGGAAACAGACCAACAGACUGAGAACAGACGAGAUGAUGUUCCUGGGAAUGAUCCCAGCGGAGCCUCCUGGUUCCGGUUCUGCCCGUCUCCGGGCCCAGUGUGCGUUGACGAGUCUGAUCCAGAACCAGGACCAGGACCAGGAGGAGGAGGAGUACCGGAGAGCUCGGCUCCGUGUGAAACGUUCUCUUCUGGACGUGGAGGGAACCCAGAUCAGGGAGACUCUGCAGGAACAGAUCCGACAGUGGUUCCUCGAGUGCAGAGACACUACGGGGAAGUUUCCAGGCUUUCCUGACGAAGAAGCCGGAGGAUCAGCGUCUCUGUUCUCCCAAAAAACACCUGAACAGGUGUCAGCGGAGCUGGCAGCGCGAGAGGAGGAGAGGCAGAAGAAGAAAGGAGAGAAAAAGGAGGAGAGGGAGAAAGAGAAGACAGGAAAAAUUAAGAAGAAGAAGAAGAGAGCGAAGAUACAGGAAGACUGGAGUCGCAGCCGUUUUCUCCCUGACGUCGUUAAAGGAGACCACAUGUUCACCGAUGUGUGGCGUUGCCGUGACGACCGGCAGCAGAGCGUGGACCUGCAGCUGCUCCGAGAGGAGACGAGACAGGAAGUGGAACAGGAAGUCAGGCUUCAGGUGGAUGAUCUGAUGAGGGCGGAGCUUAAAAACCUCAAACUGGUCGUGGACAAAACAAAGGAGAAGAAGACCAAGACAGGAAACAGAAAGUCCAACACUCCUCUCGGUACGGGCCGGAGUCUGAAUGGGUCAGGCGGCGGAUGGUGUAAGAAGAAGUUUUCACCGAGCUGA